Molecule: messenger RNA, 1838 nt
Organism: Vicia villosa (hairy vetch)
Lineage: Eukaryota; Viridiplantae; Streptophyta; Magnoliopsida; Fabales; Fabaceae
Product: metacaspase-1-like
Exons: 5
Coding region: 331-1557 (408 amino acids)
Biological process (GO): proteolysis
Molecular function (GO): cysteine-type endopeptidase activity
Source: RefSeq, a predicted model, not a curated record
UUCAAUUAACGAUCCAUAAUGGCUACCUUUCAAGAUCUCCAAUUGAAGGUUUGGAUUCCGCAUUUGACAUCAUUUUAAUAGUCAAAAAAAAAAAUUCUAACUUUUUUUUUACCGGUUCACAAUUUUCAACUCAUCAAAAGAAAUGUAUGAACGCGCUCGAAUGCCAGCUUAGUUGGUAGCUGUGUGCAGUGUGCAGGAAUGUUAAGAUUUUUUUCAUAUUUGAGCUGAUCACAGCUAAAAUCCAAUGAACCAUUUGAUUUGAAAGCUUCUCUGUCUAUAUAUAUUCUUCAUGCACAUGCUGGUUGCAUAUAUACUUAGCCUCACCAAACAAUGAAUGAUAAAUCAAAAGCCAAACAAAGCAAAAACAGUGUUGCUUCAUCUACAAGUUACCAUAACUUCUUUAGUUCAAAGCAUACCAUGGAAAAAAAACUUGUCUGCAGCGGUUGCAAACGAGAGUGUAUUGUACCAACAAAAACAACUACAUACCGAUGCUACAUCUGCAGCGGCGUUAACAAAUUGGUUUCAGGUUAUAAGCAAUCAAGAGAAAACAGUUCAGGAGCGAAAUCAGUCAACCAGAAGCAACUAGACCGUGCUAGCCGAAUUGUACCAAGAGAAAACAGUUUAGGAGCCAAAUUAGUCAACCUGAAGAAACUAGACCGUGCGAGCAGUAUUGGAUCAGGUUAUUCAUCGUCUUCGUUUUCCUCAACUAUAAUCGGUAACAAACGCGCGGUUCUCUGUGGAGUUUCUUAUAGCAGAAGAAGUCGAUAUAGGCUCGAGGGAACCAUUAAUGAUGUUGUUAACAUGAAAUCUCUACUGGUUGAUACUUUUGCAUUCCCGACUCAAUCCAUACAUGUCCUCACAGAAGAGCAAAAGGAUCCAAAUUUCACUCCGACGAGGAAGAAUAUAAUGGAAUCCUUAAAAUGGCUGGUGAAAGACUGCGAAUCAGGAGACUCGUUGGUGUUCUACUUCUCCGGACACGGUAUGCAACAACCGGCGCAUGAUAAUGAUGAAAUUGAUGGACUUGAUGAAACUAUUUGCCCUGUUGAUUUUAUUAGAUCAGGAAUGAUCACUGAUAAUGAAAUCAACUCUACUAUUGUUGGACCACUCAAGGAUGGUGUUAAACUUCAUGCUUUUAUCGAUGCUUGUCAUAGCGGAACUACGCUCGAUCUCAUGCAUGUUUAUAAAAAACAUAUUGGAAAUUGGAAAUGGAUGGAUAACAAUCCCAAUAACACAGAAUCUGUUACUAAAUCUACAAAAGGCGGAAUGGCCAUUUGCAUCAGUGCUUGUGAAGAUUAUCAGAUAGCUGCCGAUACUGCGGCUUUUGGAGGAAAACAGAUGAACGGUGUUAUGACCUAUCUUUUAACAAAAAUAAUCAGAGACCAUUCUGGAAUUACAUAUGCCGGUUUGCUAGAAAAACUGCACGAAGAAAUUCCAAAUAUUCGGCAAAACAAACAUUUUAACAGGCUCUUGAAACGUAUUUUUCGAAGUAAAAUUGAUCAGGACCCUCUUUUAUCAUCAUCGGCGAUAUUUGACGUUAAUACGAGAAUAUCACUUUGAGCAAUUACGCCGGAAUAAAACAAAGCCCUGAAUUGACAUAUGGCCAUUUGUUCAACGAGAUGCACUCGCAACUCAUUAGGCUAAAGCGCGGAUGUUUGAAGUUCGAACGAAAAGCCAAAAGCUUAUUAGGGAAACUUGGAAUGGAAGCACUAUAUAUCAGUCCCUAUAUUACAUUAUUUAUACAAAGUUCUUUUCAAUAUAAUUUAUUUAUAACACAAUGUAUAAUUUUACAACAUGCCAUAAAUAACAUGAAGUUGUUUCGAAAUGCAUUUUCACUACAA